GAGGUCACGUGACGGAGCGCCGGAGCGGAGGGAGCCGGGGCUGGGAGUUCUCCUGAGGGAAGAGGAGUGGAGUAGGGGGGACGCGGCGGCGGCGUUGACAAUGAGUUUUCUUGGAGGCUUUUUUGGUCCAAUUUGUGAGAUCGAUAUUGUUCUUAAUGAUGGGGAAACCAGGAAAAUGGCAGAAAUGAAAACUGAAGAUGGCAAAGUAGAAAAACACUAUCUCUUCUAUGACGGAGAAUCCGUUUCAGGAAAGGUACUCUGUAGAGGACUUGAGUACUUUUGGGAUGUGUCUAUGCAUGGUCAGAUAUGUUUAUGACGCCUUCUAUAAGGUUUCACUUUUUUCCCCUUUUCUUUAUCCGGUAAACCUAGCCUUUAAGCAACCUGGAAAGAGGCUAGAACACCAAGGAAUUAGAAUUGAAUUUGUAGGUCAAAUUGAACUUUUCAAUGACAAGAGUAAUACUCAUGAAUUUGUAAACCUAGUGAAAGAACUAGCCUUACCUGGAGAACUGACUCAGAGCAGAAGUUAUGAUUUUGAAUUUAUGCAAGUUGAAAAGCCAUAUGAAUCUUACAUCGGUGCCAAUGUCCGCUUGAGGUAUUUUCUUAAAGUGACAAUAGUGAGAAGACUGACAGAUUUGGUAAAAGAGUAUGAUCUUAUUGUUCACCAGCUUGCCACCUAUCCUGAUGUUAACAACUCUAUUAAGAUGGAAGUGGGCAUUGAAGAUUGUCUACAUAUAGAAUUUGAAUAUAAUAAAUCAAAGUAUCAUUUAAAGGAUGUGAUUGUUGGAAAAAUUUACUUCUUAUUAGUAAGAAUAAAAAUACAACAUAUGGAGUUACAGCUGAUCAAAAAAGAGAUCACAGGAAUUGGACCCAGUACCACAACAGAAACAGAAACAAUCGCCAAAUAUGAAAUAAUGGAUGGUGCACCAGUAAAAGGUGAAUCAAUUCCAAUAAGGCUAUUUUUAGCAGGAUAUGACCCAACUCCAACAAUGAGAGAUGUGAACAAAAAAUUUUCAGUAAGGUACUUUUUGAAUUUAGUGCUUGUUGAUGAGGAAGACCGGAGGUACUUCAAACAGCAGGAGAUAAUUUUAUGGAGAAAAGCUCCUGAAAAACUGAGGAAACAGAGAACAAACUUUCACCAGCGAUUUGAAUCUCCAGAAUCACAGGCAUCUGCCGAACAGCCUGAAAUGUGAACUGAACAGGAGAAAAAAAGAAAAGCAAAAAACUCCUGUAACCCUUGAGAUUAAGUUCAGCAGGUUAAAGAUGGUUGCAGCUGGAGGGGGCGGAAAAAGGCCAAAACUCCAUAUAUGUUAGUCUUCCUUUAUCUUACAGCGCAGCAUUUAUUUUAUGAUAUAAUGAAAUGUUCGUUCAUGUAUAUACAUUUUUAAAAGUGCUUUCUUUGAAACACUGGAACUUUGUUAAGCUGCCUUUUUUUUUUUAACUUCCUACUUUGAUGAUAAGCACUCAGAUAUAUAUCAGCGUAAACAUGAAAAAUUUUCAUGUGAGUAGGCUGGUAUUUGUAAUUUUGCUUUCUUUCUGCAUAAUGUUGAUUAUAAAUCCUCUCUUUUCAGGCUAAUGAUUACCUCUUAUUCUCUACAUGCAAAAAAUUAAAUAUUUUGUGUUCAAAUAAAAUUAGAAAACCUGAGUGGCCUCUUGUGUCCUGCAGAGAUUUAAAACAUGGCAUCUCAAUAUUUUUGAGAACUACAUUUGUUUUUAACAUAUGUGUUUGAGAAAAGCAUAUGGAGUGUUUCACCGCAGGCACUUCUGAGUACCAUUCCAUGGCUUCCAGAAUUUUAUCCUCUUUGAGGUCUUCUGUGCUAUGAAUAUUAGAUUUCUUUCCCCAAGGGAUUAUGUGGCAGGUCAUUAUGGCCUUCUUUUUUUUGGCCAUAUUAAGUAACAGUUUUGCUAUAUUCCAGUAGUACCGUUGUGUGUUUUCUGCAAUGUGGAGUUGACUUAGCUUGGCAUUUUAGAUUUGUUAAAACUAUUUUUUCCAUAAAUACUUUGAAACAUAUUUAUAUAUUUCAAUUUAAGGAAUCUUUUUGCCAUGUGUAUGCAAAUAUUAUUUUCUUCAUACAUUCAUUUUCUUUUCAGGGGAAAAUUUUGGGAUGGGGGACUCAGGAGGACCUGUGAAGCAUGUAGUUAUCUAGAUCUGGGUAAUUUCAUGUUUAUUAAACUCGAACUUUGGCUAGUUAAACUCAUAUUGAAACUUCAUCUAGUCUCUUAAUUUUUUAACACUAAAUUCAAGUCAUUUGUUUUAAGUCUCUAAAAAAGAAGAUUGCAGUCAUCCAUUCAUAUGCAUGGGGUCUGAUCGCAAAUACACUAAAUGUGGAGUGUAGGAACCAAAAUGAAACCUGCUGUAUGGAAACUACUUUCACUUAUGGUUCAUUGGUUUUUGUACCAAUAUUUUUUAUGCACUUCAGUGCAAGUCUUGUCAGUUAACCUUACUUUAUGAGUAAGCUAAAUAACCCAAAUUACAUUUCUUUAAACCUGUUUUACUACUAUGGCACUUUGAUAAAAUGGUCAGGAACCAACUUUACUGGCAAAAGGGUCCAUGUACCACCAUGUGCUGGAGCAUCUGUUCUACAUGUGGAUAUCUAUGAAUGGUAAUGUUUUCCUUCAUGUAAGUGCCUAUUCAGAGUUUCAGAAUUUUAAAAUGCCAAAUAUUUUCAUGGUCAUUUGCAUGUAGUAAGCCAGAAAAUAUUCAAAGAGAUUUUGAAAACCAAUUGUAUUUAACCAGCCUCAAAUUGUGCAACCAUGAUGUAUAAUAAAGAAUUUGAAACAGAAACUGAGCUUGCUGUUUGCAUGAUUAAAAUAGCUCUGUUCUCAAAUCUCUUCUCAUUGUUAGAUUUAUUGUCGAGGAUAGGAUUGUUCAAUAGUUUAGGAAGCUGUAACUGUGAUAAUGAAUUUUUAUAAAUAUUACUGGUUUCAAUUUUAAAUAGAUAUAUAAUGCUUUUAAUAGGCUGGCUUAAAACUGUCAUAUACAGGAUGCCUAUCCGUUUUGCUCAAGACUUUUUGUAGCAUAACCAAUUUGAAAAAAAUUCAAAUUUAAUAUUUGGUGAUUUCAGUCAAAAGUCAGCCAGCUAAUUAGAAGUCAUAAACUGAAAAAGAAAUUUGUGUCUUUAAUGAAGAGUUACAAUGUCUAAUCCAUUGGUUCUCAACCCUGGCUGCAUAUCAGAAUCACCUUAGAAGCUUUUAAAAUAACCAGGCCCGGGUCCUACUCUGACCAAUAAAAUAAGAAUCUCAGAGACUGGGCCAUAAGCAUUAAAAACAAAACAACCUCAAAAAAAUACCUGUCAUCUCAGCCACUUCAGGAGUCUGAGGCGGAAGGAUCACCUGGAAUUCGAGACCAGCCUGGCCAACAAAAAUGAGACCCUAUCUCUACAAAAAAAUUAACAAUGAGCUGGGCAUGGUGGCAUGCACCUGUAUUUCCAGCUAUUUAGGAAGCUGAGACAGGAAGAUCCCUUUGAGAGGUGAAGCCAGCUGGACUUCUGAGUUGCGUGGGGACUUGGAGAACUUUUCUGUCUUACAAGGGGAUUGUAGAAUGCACCAAUCAACACUCUAGCUAGGAUUGUAAAACGCACUCUGGCUAGCUGGAGGUUUGUAAAAUGUACCAAUCAGUGCUUGUGAAAACGCACCAAUCAGGCUGGGCACAGUGGCUCACGCCUGUAAUCCCAGCACUUUGGGAGGCUGAGGCGGGCAGAUCACCUGAGUUCCAGGAGUUCGAGACCAGCCUGACCAACGUGGAGAAACUCCAUCUCUACCAAAAAUGCAUUAGUCGGGCGUGGUGGCACAUGCCUGUAAUCCCAGCUACUAGGGAGGCUGAGGCAGAAUUGCUUGAACCCGGGAGGCAGAGGUUGCAGUGAGCCGAGAUCACACCAAUGCACUCCAGCCUGGCUAGAAGUUUGUAAAAUGGACCAACCAGUGUUCUGUAGAAUGGACCAAUCAGCAGGACGUGGGCGGGGACAAAUAAGAGAAUAAAAGCUGGCCACCCCCCAGCCAGCAGCGGCAACCGGCUCGGGUCCCCCUCCAUACUGUGGAAGCUCUGUUCUUUCACUCUUCACGAUACAUCUUGCUGCUGCUCACUCUGGGCCUGUGCCACAUUUAAGAGCUGUAACACUCAAGGCGAAGGUCCACGGCUCCGUUAAGUCAGCGAGACCGCAAACCCACUGGAAGGAACCAACUCUGGACACACCUUGAGUACACGAAUUUGAAAUUACACUGAGGUGAUCAUGCCACUGCACUGUAGCUUGGGUGACAGAGACACCAUGUCUCAAAAAUCUACCCAGAGUUGGGAACCACUGAUCUAAACCAUUAAAAUUUUUAUUUCUGUCACUAA
Messenger RNA from Homo sapiens (human), 4333 nucleotides. It is a transcript of the gene VPS26A, whose product is annotated as VPS26 retromer complex component A. Gene Ontology annotation, biological process: regulation of macroautophagy; intracellular protein transport. Lineage: Eukaryota; Metazoa; Chordata; Mammalia; Primates; Hominidae. The transcript has 10 exons. The record is from RefSeq and is marked reviewed. The coding region runs from base 228 to 1190 and encodes 320 amino acids. Gene Ontology annotation, cellular component: retromer complex; cytoplasm; endosome.